UCCGCAAAGGAUUGUGGGUAGGAGGCAGUAGUAGAGCAUCAUCGCAACGUUAGUGGAGACAGUUCUGACCGAACUUUUUUUUAAAAUAAAUAAAUAAUUUAAAAAAACCACAACAGGACGCAAUUUGUCCGCACAAAGUGCCUUAACAGCGGUGAGGACGAUGGGCCACGGUGAUCUGAUGAGUCAGGCGGAGGAUGUGGCGGACCAGUUCCUUCGGGUGACCAAACAUUACCUCCCUCACGUGGGUCGCCUGUGUCUGGUCAGCACCUUCCUGGAGGACGGGCUCAGGAUGUGGUUGCAGUGGUCGGAGCAGAGCGAAUACAUCGACUCAAGCUGGGGCUGCGGACGAUUCCUGGCUAACACCUUUGUCCUGCUUAACCUCCUGGUGCAACUGGGUGGCUGUGUGCUGGUGCUGAGCAGGAACUUCGUUCAGAACGCCUGCUUCGCUCUUUUUGGAAUCAUCACGAUGCAGACGGUGGCCUAUAGCAUCCUGUGGGACCCUAAGUUUCUAAUGAGAAACCUGUCAUUAGGGGGCGGUCUUCUUCUCCUGCUGGCUGAAUGCAGGGGCGAGGCCCGCAGCGUGUUCGCAGGCGUGCCCUCCCUGGGCCACCAGAGCUCCCCGAAGAACCUGCUGCAGCUCGGGGGACGAGUCCUCCUGGUGCUCAUGUUCAUGACUCUGCUGCACUUUGACCUCAGCCUCUUCAGCUUCUUGCAGAACCUGGUCGGGGGUGCACUGAUGGUUCUGGUGGCAGUGGGCUUCAAGACCAAGUUGGCAGCGCUGACCCUGGUGGCCUGGCUGCUCUGCAUCAACUUCACCUUCAACGCCUUCUGGACCGUGCCCUCUUACAGACCUAUGCACGACUUCCUCAAGUACGACUUUUUCCAGACCAUGUCAGUGAUUGGGGGACUGCUCCUGGUGGUGGCCAUGGGUCCGGGGGGCGUUUCUAUGGACGAGAAGAAGAAGGAGUGGUGAGGCGGAGGAGGUGUAAGAAAAAGACUGAUGAGAGAGAUAGGUCAGUGAUUAUAACACAAAUGAAUUUGUUUUUCUCUGUUUUUAUAAAAAUCAGGAAAAAGAAAAAAAAAAAUCUCUCCAUUAAGUAAUUUAUAAAGUUUCACUUUCUUUUGAGCAGCAGGAGUGUGGGUGUAAUCAGCAGGGGGCAGACUCCUAGAGAAAGACAUGGACAAAAGCAGAUUAAAAAAAUACUUUUACAUGAAUGCUACUAUCAGUGUGUGUGUGUGUGUGUGAGAGAGAGAGAGUGUGUGUGUGUGAGAGAGAAAGAAUAAAUGUUCAGUUUCGUUUGUCAGUGACCUCUUAAUCUCCAUGUUGUAAUGAGUGCAAGUGUCCAGCAGGCGGAGGUGUUUGCCUUUUCCAAUCCAGCUCUUUCUCGGUCGUGUCUCUGUCCACUCAGCUGUGAUAAAUAGAAUACUUUUUAUUGUGUUUUUGUAGAAGUGUAAUAAAUCGAUACAGCAUCGUGAGUCGG
This is a messenger RNA of Cynoglossus semilaevis (tongue sole), 1481 nucleotides long. Its product is annotated as surfeit locus protein 4-like. The transcript is spliced from 6 exons. Gene Ontology annotation, cellular component: membrane; endoplasmic reticulum-Golgi intermediate compartment; endoplasmic reticulum. The record is from RefSeq and is a predicted model, not a curated record. Bases 161 to 973 code for a protein of 270 amino acids. Lineage: Eukaryota; Metazoa; Chordata; Actinopteri; Pleuronectiformes; Cynoglossidae. Gene Ontology annotation, biological process: Golgi organization.